AACGUGAGGCAAAGCUCUGCGACCCACUCCUCCUGUGCAUACCGGUAUCGUAGGUUCUCCAACAGCGGAGCUCUGAAGCUCGGCAGCAAGGACAUGAGCUAGCUAGAGUAGUAGUAAAUAUUGUAGAAACUGCUCAGUUGCAAAAAGGCCGAGUGGAGAGAUCUACAUGUACUGUACAUCAAACCAACACCACAAUGUCCACUACUAGUGCUGGUACAACGCCGUCUUUUGCUGACGAUUUAUUGAUGCUGCAUCGAAAAGAUAUUUGGGUCGACACAAUAUUUCAAUUCUUGGGAAUGGGUCAGUAUGCCUUUGUGGGAGCUGUCAACAAGAGAACGAAUCAUCUGUACAGGGAAUUCUGCAGGACAGUGGAAGAUCCUCCAAAGGUGCUUCAACUCAUCACCAAGACAGCACGGUAUGUGACCAAUGUGAACACAUACUAUAGCGCUGCAUUCUGCAAUGUCUCCUGUGCCAAAUAUUGGUACACUGGUGAUCCUAAUUACAAGUCUCCAAAAAGCCAGGAUGUUUGCACGGCCAUUGUCAAGGCUGGAGGGAGCCCAGAAGUUGUCCAGUGGGCAUACAACGAGCAGGGUUUUCCAUGGACUGCAAAGACAAGUGCGACUGCUGCAGAAGGUGGGCACUUGGAAUUGUUGAAAUGGGCCCACAAAAAAGAGCUUCCCUGGGAUGAAAAAGCAUGCUGUGCUGCUGCCAAAAAUGGUUAUUUGGAGACUCUCAUUUGGCUCCGUCAACAUGGUUGUCCAUGGGAUCAAGGCACAUGCCACAUGGCUGCUCAGAGUGGCCAUUUUCAGGUUGUGAAUUGGGCCCAUGAGCAUGGAUGCCCUUGGGAUGCCAUGACAUGUUGGCUUGCUGCUGUCAGUGGUCAUUUUGAGAUUCUGAAGUGGGCACGCACCAAAGAAGGAUGUCCCUGGGAUUGGCGGACCGCAGAUGCUAUUGCCAAAAAGGGUUGUUUGGAAACACUAAAAUGGGCACAUGAGAAUGGAUGCCUAUGGACUGCUGCCACUUGCACUGCUGCUGCAGUUGGAGGCCAUUUUAAAAUGCUGAAAUGGGUCCGUGAAAAUGAAUGUCCUUGGACAGCUGCAACCAGUUCUGGUGCUGCAAAAGGAGGUCAUUUCAAAAUUCUCAAGUGGGCUUAUGAGAAUGGAUGCCCUUUGGAUGCAAUGACUUGUCAAUAUGCUGCUAAAUUUGGUCAUUUGGAAAUACUGAAAUGGGCUCGUGAGCAGGGAUGCCCAUGGAAUUCUUCCGCAUGCCAUGCUGCUGCAGAUCAAGGUCAUCUUGAAGUACUGAUAUGGGCUCAUGACCAUGGAUGCCCUUGGGAUCCCGAGACUUGUGAAGCAGCAACUGAAGAUGGCCACUUUGCUAUUCUCCAGUGGCUUCAUGGAAAUGGGUGCCCUUGGGACAUCAUGACAUCUCAAGCUGCUGCAAAUGGUGGCCAUUUUGAAAUGCUCAAAUGGGCUCGUGAACAUGGAUGCCCAUGGGAUGCAAGGACAUGCCAAGCUGCUGCAAGAAAUGGCCAUUUUGAAAUACUGAAAUGGGCUCAUGAGAAUGGAUGCCCUUGGGAUGAAAGGACAUGUGAAGCUGCUGCAAAAGGUGAUCAAUUUGACAUCCUGAAAUGGGCACAUGAAAAGGCUGCCCAUGGGAUUCAAAGACAUGCUCUGCUGCUGCUAGACUUGGUCAUUAUGAAGUACUAA
This is a messenger RNA of Seminavis robusta, 1709 nucleotides long. NCBI's taxonomy places the organism in Eukaryota, Bacillariophyta, Bacillariophyceae, Naviculales, Naviculaceae. The record is from the annotation of a GenBank genome assembly.